Molecule: messenger RNA, 2445 nt
Organism: Dacryopinax primogenitus
Lineage: Eukaryota; Fungi; Basidiomycota; Dacrymycetes; Dacrymycetales; Dacrymycetaceae
Product: ARM repeat-containing protein
Exons: 5
Coding region: 1-2382 (793 amino acids)
Biological process (GO): endonucleolytic cleavage to generate mature 5'-end of SSU-rRNA from (SSU-rRNA, 5.8S rRNA, LSU-rRNA); ribosomal small subunit export from nucleus; endonucleolytic cleavage in 5'-ETS of tricistronic rRNA transcript (SSU-rRNA, 5.8S rRNA, LSU-rRNA)
Cellular component (GO): 90S preribosome; preribosome, small subunit precursor; nucleolus
Molecular function (GO): RNA binding
Source: RefSeq, a predicted model, not a curated record
AUGCCUCGCGAGCAACGGAAACGUGGUCGACGACAUAAGAAAACCGACGAGAAUGAGAAUGAUCAUGUUGUCUACGAAGAAGAAUAUUAUCAACCCGGCGAAGCAUCACACACCCAGCCGCCUCAGGCUGGUCCAUCACAUGUUGAAGAGGAUCUGAACUACCCCUUUGGCAUACUGGAUCCCGACGUCAAAGCCUAUUUCCGGAACGUAGACGAUAAGCUCAAGUCGUGGAACUCUGGACUUGACGACGAAGCGGAUGAAGCAGGUCUGGUCGAAGGCGAAGACCCAAACGAGACGCGGAGGGCGGUCUUGAAUGCUGCCCUAGAGGAGCUGAGCGGGAAGGAACUCCAGGCAUCGACAGACCCAGAUUGCUCCGUCGUGUUGGAGAGAAUGAUAUACUCGAUGGAUGAUUUUAGUAGAAGGGUGUUCUGUGACCGAUUGGCGGGCGCGUUUACCCAGCUCGCAUGUCACCGAUUCGCUUCCCACGUCUGUCAAACGCUGCUCACACUCUCCCCUUCCACCGUCUCGAGGGAGACUCAGGGAGUUAUCUCUUCCGCUUCAACGACCUCAGAGCAUGGGGAACUGCGGACAAUGUCGGAGCUCGUUCGCGCCCUGCACGCCGAACUCCUCCCUUCCCUUGGGACUGUCGUACUGGAUCCGUUUGGCGCGCACGUAUUGGGUGCAUUGGUCAUCCUGCUCUGCGGAGACCGUAUCCCUCUCACCUCUUCCCACUCGGCCACGGUGGGUGGCGGAGGAAUGGUUCGAAGUAAAAAAUCCUCGAAAUAUCGAGCCAAGCAAGGCCCUAUGACCGGGGUGCUCUCUACUCCUGAUUUCUCCAACUUCAGUUCUACUACCAGUGUACCGGCUGAUUUUUCCAAUCUGGCAGUUCGACUAGUCGGCGAGCUCAAAGAGCAGAUGGACCCCAACUCUGUGCGGUCCUUGGCAGCACACAAGGCUGCAAAUCCGCUCGUCCAGCUACUACUACAAGUGGAGGCGCGCUCCGACCUGGCGAGCCAGCCAGGAUCUGUCAUGGACAGUUUUCUUGUCGGAUUGGCUGGAGAAAUCAAAGACGGAACAAAAGACGUUCAGGCGUCGGACUAUGUGGAGACGAUGCUACGAGACGCGACCGCUUCCCACAUCCUCGAGACGAUCCUUGCUGUCGCUCCAGAAGAUAUAUUGCACAAAUUAUGGGAGGUCUACUUUAGGGGCAAGCUUCCGAAGCUGGCUGUCCAUCCGGUGGCCAAUUUCGUGCUAGCUAGUGCCGUUGGGAGACUGAACGGGGAAGAAUUGGGCGAGGUGUGGGAGGAAAUGCAGGGACGGUGGGCAGGGGUGUUGAAAAAUAAUCGUACUGGUGGCUUGCGCGCUGCUGUCGCCCGCGCCGCAGAUUUGGAUCAAGGUGACCAGGCAAUAGAAGCUGUCAAGUCCACCUUUGGCUUCAGCGACACAACGGACAAGAAGAAUAUCGUCCCAUGCAUGUUGACAUGCAUGCCUUAUACGACAUUCAAGGAACAAAAGAUGGAGGUGCUCUCCAUGCCAUCGAAAACAGACGACAGCAGUGCUGCUCAGCCGCCUCGCAAGAAACCAAUAGACUCUGACCCCAUAAACCUGCAAGGAUCCCUCCUACUACAGUCUCUCCUGCACCUUCCUUCUCCAUCCAACGCCCUAAUUCUGGACUCUCUUGAAUCCCUCUCAACGCCUGAGCGCGUCGCUCUCGCGCAUCACCCCACCAGCGCACGUGUGAUCGACGGUCUCCUCGAUUCCGGUACAGUGCCAAACAAGAACAAGAGAAUGUGGAUCUCCGGUUACCUGGGCGUGUAUCACGAGCUUGUGGAUGACAGAAUCGGCAGCAGGGUGGGAGAUCUAUGCUGGGCAAAGGCGGAUACGUUCCUCAAAGAGAAGAUCGCCAGAUCGCUCAUCAAGCACGAGACGUUCUUAGCGGCAUCGCACUACGGUCGUUUCUUCGCGCGUAAACUGAGGUUGACGCUGCUUCAGCGGAAGCCUGAGGAUUGGAAGGCCGCUCAGUCAUCUGCCGCUCCCGCUCUGACAGCAGGAAACCUUAGUCCCAACAAAACGGAAACGAAUAUCGAUCCAAGCGGCGCUGCUUCGUUAGGACCUGCAGUAACCAAAAAGCGGAAAUCACACGCGGAAGGCGACGAGAUUGAUGCGUUAUUCACUAGUGCCGCACCCAGAACGAAGAAGCCCAAGCCAGCGCACGCUGAAGACCAGGCACAGGAACGUCGUCAGCCGUCUAGCAAGGCAGAGACCAUUCUGAAGGAGGCUGAGGCGGACCAGAGUUUAGCUGGCGUUCUGGAUGCAAUCAAACAGACGAGGACGCACGAAAAGGGCGAGGAGUCGAGACCCAAGAAGAAACGGAAAGCAUAAAAUACAUAGCGAGAAUUGUCGGGUGUCGUUUCCCAUUGAAUUACCUAUUGUAUUGUAAUAAAC